CUGGAAACGGAAAAGGGGUGGGGGGAGAGGUGAGUGCUGCUGCAGAGCAACGUUUAGCCUGGCUGAGGAGUUAAACGCUUCACAGCAGCACAUCUUCUUCAUCCAGGCAAUAAUCCUGUUGUGAUAGCCAUGUUCUCGAGGCAGCUGCAGCCUCUGAUCUUUGGGAAAAUGUCCUUCGUGGCGUUCAUCCUUACCUCUGCUCUCUCGGUAACUUCCCUGACUGCUGACACAGAGAAGGGAAGGAGGAAAGUAGUGCAUGUUCUUGAGGAUGACACCGGAGCUGUGAUUGUGCAGACAGCUCCCGGUAAAGUGGUGACACAUCGGGGUGGCUCCAUCACUUUGCCCUGCAGAUUCCAUCACGAGCCGGAGAAUGCCGAUCCUGCUCGCAUCAGGAUUAAAUGGACCAAAGUGACAGAUACCCUGCAGUUCGAGGACGUCUUUGUAGCACUGGGAAAGCAGCAGCGUGUGUUCGGUUCGUAUCGAGGCCGCGUGUUUCUGGAGCAAGCAGGACCAGGUGACGCGUCGGUGAUCAUCCAAAAUGUCACACUGGAGGACUAUGGCCGCUAUGAGUGUGAGGUCACUAAUGACAUGGAAGAUGAUACAGGAUUUGUCAACCUUGACUUAGAAGGAGUGGUCUUUCCCUACUAUCCCCGUGAGGGGCGCUAUAAGCUUAACUACUACCAGGCUGAGGAUACUUGCAAAAAGCAGGAUGCCAUUCUAGCUUCUCAUUCUCAGCUGCACAAAGCAUGGCUGGAGGGACUAGACUGGUGCAAUGCUGGAUGGCUGGAGGACGGCUCGGUUCAAUACCCUAUCUCUCAUCCCAGAGACCAGUGCGGACGUAAAGACACUCCAGCUGGUGUUCGGAACUAUGGCUACAGGCACAAGGAAGAUGAGCGCUAUGAUGCUUUCUGCUUCACUUCCAAACCCAAUGGCAAAGUGUAUUUCCUCAAGCGCUUCAAGAAGGUGAACUAUGUGGAGGCGAUUAAGGCGUGCAUUCGAGAUGGUUCAGUGGCGGCCAAAGUGGGUCAGCUUUAUGCAGCGUGGAAGUUUCAACUGCUGGAUCGCUGUGAAGCAGGCUGGCUUGAGGAUGGCAGCAUCCGGUACCCCAUAGUCAACCCCCGUUCUCGCUGUGGAGGCUCCCAGCCAGGAGUCCGAAACCUUGGCUUCCCCGAUAAAAAAUUCCGCCUCUAUGGGGUCUACUGCUUUCGUAAAAACGAGGAUGAAGCAGCAGGUGGCACCGGGAAGACAAAAAGCCCUACGGAGAGUUUGACAAGGAGUAAGAGCAUCAACAGCAUCCCCAUGAAUGCCACAAAGGUGAUUUAAAGUAGGAAGACUGAGACCAGGAGGGGGAUGCAAUUUCGUAUUUGACUGUCGCCUAGCAGCCAGGCUUCAUUCAUCGCAGUUAAAGAAAAAAAAAAAAAAAAAACAACUCAGAGACAAGAUGUACUCAUUUGCAGAAUUUUUUUUUUUCAUUUGCAGAAUUACCAGAGAGAAAAACAAGGCGGUGUAAAAUUAAGGGUGAAAUUUUAAUUUCAGUAAUUUUCCUUUCGUUUCGAGUCAUUCAGUUAUCAUGAGUGACUAUGUUAGCACAUCUGUACCCAGAAAGCUGUAAGAAUUAACAGCAGUUUGAUCAUCACUCAGGCACACAUCAGAUCAGAGCGUCUACCAUAAAUGAUCUUGUUUACAUGUGUGAGUGAAUCAUGCUUUGGACCCUGCUGUGAAUCCUCAUGCCUUGAUGCAAAUAUUCAUUGCUGUGAGAAAGAUGGGAUGAGCUGCAUGAUGAACUGGAAAAAAAAAAUAUCAGAGAUUCACAGUUUUUAUUGUACCUGCCUGUAUCUGAUUGGUUGCUAGGUCAGUAACCCUCUGCACAAUGUCAUUAAGACCUCACAAUCUCAUCUUCAGAGCUGAACAAGUAGUAAAUGCUGCACUAGGUGUAGAAUAAUUGCACUUUAAACACAAAGACCUUUACUUAAAGUAGCACCUUAAGUAGAACCUAAGCAAGCAUGUAUUGUUUGGCUGCGAGUAGUUCCUGGGGCUGAAUUAACAUGAACCCAAGCUACAAUAAUUGCUAUUGACUUGACUUCCAAGCCAUCUGGGGCACCAGUUGCACUGUCAUUGUUACAUGCAGCGAUCUUUAUAAAAGAGG
Molecule: messenger RNA, 2146 nt
Organism: Archocentrus centrarchus (flier cichlid)
Lineage: Eukaryota; Metazoa; Chordata; Actinopteri; Cichliformes; Cichlidae
Gene: hapln4
Product: hyaluronan and proteoglycan link protein 4
Exons: 7
Coding region: 130-1323 (397 amino acids)
Biological process (GO): cell adhesion; central nervous system development; glial cell differentiation
Cellular component (GO): perineuronal net; synapse
Molecular function (GO): hyaluronic acid binding
Source: RefSeq, a predicted model, not a curated record